Molecule: messenger RNA, 531 nt
Organism: Rhododendron vialii
Lineage: Eukaryota; Viridiplantae; Streptophyta; Magnoliopsida; Ericales; Ericaceae
Exons: 2
Coding region: 1-531 (176 amino acids)
Biological process (GO): DNA integration
Molecular function (GO): nucleic acid binding
Source: RefSeq, a predicted model, not a curated record
AUGGGACCGUUCCCCGUUUCUUUCGACAACCUAUACAUCUUAUUGGCGGUUGAUUAUGUUUCAAAAUGGGUAGAAGCCAUCGCAACACGGACCAAUGAUGCCAAGGUAGUGGUGGAGUUUUUCAAGGAUAACAUUCUUUCACGUUUUGGGAUGCCGAGAGCAAUCAUAAGCGACCAAGGAACUCACUUUUGCAAUCGUGUUUUUGGGGCAUUAAUGAAGAAGUAUGGAAUCACUCACAAGAUCUCCACUGCUUAUCAUCCUCAGACGAAUGGGCAAGCUGAGUUGGCGAAUAGAGAAAUCAAGCACAUUUUGGAGAAGACGCUUCAUUUGUUUCCCGGUAAAUUACGUUCUCGUUGGGCUGGCCCUUAUGUUGUUGAACAUGUUUAUCCUCAUGGUGUUGUUGAUGUUGUGAAUCCGUUAAAUGGUAAAUCUUUCAAAGUUAAUGGCCAAAAGCUUAAACCAUUUCUUGGUACUUUUGAGUUUGGAGAGCCGGAUGAGGAGUUAAUCGAUCCAGUUUACACGGUUGAUUAG